AAAUAGACAGGGGACAUCUUCAUGAAUAUUCAUGGUAGUCACAGAACCCUAGUCCACAGUCAGGGCUAAGCACAACCUAAGCUGCUGGGAUCUUGGCACGCCGGGAACAGUACGACCACUUGUAGAGUGCCUAUCUUGCCACGUUCGGGGUCUCCACAAUGGAUGAUGUGCGCAUGAAAGACAAGGAGACACUGGCAUCCCUCAGCAGAGGUUUAAUGAUGACUGAGCUGAGCACAACGUCCCUGCUUCCGACAGAAACCAGCCCAGACUAUAGGGAUAAUGAGACUGGUUGCCAAAUACACAGUUUAACUAAUGUGAUCCUUGAUGGUGUCACUGUGCUCAUCUGUCUCUUCGGGCUGGUGGGCAACGGGGUCGUCCUCUGGCUCCUCAGCUUCUUCAUUAAGAGGAAUCCCUUCACCAUCUACAUCCUCAACCUGGCCAUAGCAGACUUAAGCUUCCUCAUCUGCCUGCUUGUUUGCCUCAUACUUUUGACUGUGGAAUCUCUCUUCUGUUUCUAUGAAGUUGGGCACUUUCUGGUGGUUUUUCUCCCGCUGGUUAUGUUCACCCACAAUGCCAGCCUGUACUUCCUGACGGCCAUCAGCGUUGAGAGGUGUCUGUCUGUCUUCUUCCCCAUCUGGUGCCGAUGCCACCGCCCCAAGCACCUGUCUGCCCUUGUGUGUGCCCUGCUGUGGGCGCUCUCCUGCCUGGUAACCGGACUAAUGUCUUAUUUUUGUGUUCUUGAUGCAACUGAACGCUGUCCGAUGUCACUCAUAGCCAUGUAUGCUCUGGAUUUCCUGAUUUUCGGUCCCAUCAUGGUUCUGUCCAACCUGAUCCUGUUCAUCAAGGUCCGACAUAGCUCCCAACAACGUCAGCCUGGAAGGUUCUACAUUGUUAUCUUGCUCACCAUCCUCUUCUUCCUCAUCUUUGCUGUUCCCUUCGGUAUCCAGCACUUUGGCCGGUAUUUUAAUUAUUUUUAUAUCCCCGUUCAGAUAUGUAAUGCACUGGCCUCUGUAAACAGCAGCAUUAACCCACUUAUUUACUUUUUAGUUGGGAGCUACAGGAAGUGGCGGUUCAGGGGCUCUGUUAAGGUCGCACUCCAGAGGGUUUUUGAAGAGCAUGCAGAUUCCAGAGAAGACAGAGAACCCACCAGGACAGACACAAUGGAGAUGGCUAAUUAAAUCCCUACAGCACCCAGCCUCAGAGACCUUAUUGUGGAUGUGGAGCUUUAUUAAUCAGUAUGAAAAUUAGCAGCUUCCUACUUCUUUAAUUUUUCUCUAAUUUUCCAAAUACCAUAUUUGUUUGGCACUUGGUUAUGAUGUUAUGUCUGUCUUGGAAAACUCAUCAGCAUGGUCUCUGGGCCUAUCAGAUAUAUUUUACACAUCCCCCAAGUUAUAUCUCCAGUGAGUGUAUAUGUAUGCAAGGUGACAGUAAAUGAUUUCUGCUUCUGACUACAAACCCAUCUUCUAGAAAGAGGGAUUGGGGAAAAAAGGCAUUUUGACAGGGUGGGCAUGAGAGGAAAUAACAUACUGACAUUAACAUCGAUGGCAACUUUAUUAUAUCUGCCCAAAGCAUAAGAACUAAAAAGAACAAAAGUUAUUCUAAAGCACGAAAUACAUAUAAAUAUCUAUCUAAUUAAACAGCAUACACAUUGCCCAAUUCAGUAUUAAGUAUGAUCAUUAGAAAAUUUAAAUAAGUCCAGCGGGACACAAAUAAAAGAGCAGUGAGUGAGGGAAAUGCAAUGGCUAGAGAUCACCCAAAAGCUAUAAAUAGGGCCCUACCAAAUUCACAGCUGUGAAAAACACAUCACGGAUGGUGAAAUCUGGUCUUUUGUGUACUUUUUCUCUAUCCAAUCCAGAUUUCAUGGGGGAGUCCAGCGUUUCUCAAACUGGGGGUCCCAAACCAAAAGGCGGUUCUGGGGAGUUGCAAGGCUGUUGUAGGGGGGGUCGCAGUAGUGCCAUCUUUACUUCUGCAUUGCUUUCAAAGCCGGGCACUGGAGAGCAGUGGAUGCUGGAUGGACGCCUAGCUCUGAAGGCAGUGCCACAUUAAGUAGCAGCACAGAAGUAAAUGGGGCAAUACCAUAUCGUGACACCCUUAUUUCUGGACUGCUGCAGACAGUGGUGCUGCCUUCAGAGCUGGACUCCCAGCCAGCAGCCGCAGAGCUUCCUGCAGCUGGGGGAGGUUCCCGAAGGUGGGUCUGACAUGGGAGCGGCACCUGCAAGGGAAGAGGAAGUCCCAUCCCUCACCAUGCUGGCCAGAACCAGCAGCUGGAGCUUGGCGUAAGGUAGGAGCCCUCGGCCAGGGCACCUCCAGCCCUGCCCCUCCUUGGCUCCAGCCCAGCGCCCUGGCACUCGGGAGUUAAAGGCACCUUGGGAUGGCUGGGGGGGAAACCACGGAACCCCCCCAACCACAGUACCCUGGACGGACACCCAUGUCGCCCACCCAUAAGGCCAGCCCUGCUCCUCCCCAACAGAAAGCGCCCAGACAGCAGCUACUGCUCUCUGGCCACCCAGCUCUGAAGGCAGCGCCACCACCAGCAACAGCGCAGAAGCAAAGGUGACAAGAGCAUGAGCCCACUACAAUCGCUUUGUUACCUCCCCCAUAGCCUCCUUUUGCAUUGGGACCCCCCACAGUUAUACCACCAUGAAAUUUCAAAUUUAAAUAUCUGAAACCAUGAAAUUUAUGAUUUUUUUAAAUUCUAUGACUGUGAAAUUGACCAAAAUUGACAGUGAAUUUGGUAGGGCCCUGGCUAUAAGAAAGGAAACAGAUAUGGAGUCCCAGUCCCACUCCACAGGCAUAUGGCUGUUUAUAUUUCAAAUGUUUUCUCUCUUUUGGCCACCUUCUCUGUAUCUUUAAUCAAAGGAUAAAAAGUGUUUUAAUGGGAGAUGCCAACAGUAACUUGAAAUGAAACUGCUGGGCCAGAGUCACCUAUGUAAUGUUGUAACAGUGUACAAAGAUAUCGAUAACAUCGUCUCCCUUGUGGGCCCAAGACACCACAGAGCUACCCACACAACAGAUGUUUAGCCAUUUAUCUCAUGCUUGGCUAAAGUUCAAGGAAAGGAACUGGGCGGGGCUGGUACUUCCUAUUGUUUCUGGUGUGAAGAGUGAAAGACACCAUGUCAUAAGUAGUUAGUAAAGGGUUAAAACAUCGUACCUGGUAGGCACCUGACCUGAGGACCAAUCAGGGAAGAGAAUUUGAAACUCCUAGGAGGGAACUUUUUCCCUCUGUUUCUGUGUGUGUUGUUCUUAGCCGUUUGGAGUUACAAGAGUCCAGAUGUUUCAAUUAAGUCUGCUACAAAUUUCCAUCUUUCUGAACUAAUUUCUUCUAGUCAAAAUAGUGAGUAUUAGAAAGGUACUUUGUGUCCUCAUCU
This is a messenger RNA of Mauremys reevesii (Reeves's turtle), 3368 nucleotides long. Its product is annotated as mas-related G-protein coupled receptor member H-like. Gene Ontology annotation, molecular function: G protein-coupled receptor activity. Gene Ontology annotation, biological process: G protein-coupled receptor signaling pathway. Lineage: Eukaryota; Metazoa; Chordata; Testudines; Geoemydidae. Gene Ontology annotation, cellular component: membrane. The coding region runs from base 159 to 1178 and encodes 339 amino acids. The record is from RefSeq and is a predicted model, not a curated record. The transcript has 2 exons.